This is a messenger RNA of Biomphalaria glabrata, 4552 nucleotides long. RefSeq names its product lipoyltransferase 1, mitochondrial-like. NCBI's taxonomy places the organism in Eukaryota, Metazoa, Mollusca, Gastropoda, Planorbidae. Gene Ontology annotation, molecular function: lipoyltransferase activity. Gene Ontology annotation, biological process: protein lipoylation. The coding region runs from base 3099 to 4280 and encodes 393 amino acids. Gene Ontology annotation, cellular component: cytoplasm; mitochondrion. The transcript has 7 exons. The record is from RefSeq and is a predicted model, not a curated record.
GGUGGAAGACAUUCACCUUUUUUUUCCUGCCCGAGUAGGGUGACCAUGUUUCACUUCCGUAUAGCAAAGUGCUCAUCACAAAGGCCCGUUAGACUAAGGCUUUAAUAUUGUUAGUUAGCUUAUGUUGUCCCACACUCUUUUCUGUAACAGUGACAUGGUGCCCAUUGCUUUGGCUAUCCUGUUGUUAAUGUCUUUAUCCAGUAGAGCAUCGUUGGAUAUGAUGGAGCCAAGGUAACAAAAAUAGUCAACAAUUUCUAGUGGUUGGCCAUUAAUGAUUACAUGAGGUGCAGUAUUUGUGUUCUAAACUAGUAUCUUAGUCUUGCUUUGACUAAUAUUUAAGCCGUAUCUUCUGGCAAACAGCAGAUAGUUUGUCAAUCAGGGAAUGAUGCUGAAUGUCAGAAUCAGCCACAAUAGCUACAUCAUCAGCUUACAGGAGUUCCCUGAUAAGUAUCUUUCUAACCUUGGUUUUUGCCCGCAGCCUUGAUACAUUAAAUAGUUUUCCAGAGGAUCUUGUAUGAAGAAGUACACCUUCGUUGAUGUUGUUGUACGCAUAAUGCAGUAGGCAGGAGAAGAAUAUACCAAACAGAGUAGGUGUGAGCACACAUCCCUGCUUGACACCACUGCUAAACUCAAAAGGUGCUGAUUGGGCUCCAUUGAAUUUGACAGUACAUUUAUUUCCUUGUGAAAGCACUCAAUGAACUUGAGUAGUUUGGGAGCAAACCCCUCUAACUUUCAAGAAAAACAAUGAAAUUUCACAUUUUUUUGAAAAUAGUACAUUUUAAUACUAGAACAUUGAAUCAUUUCACUAGUUAUUUAAUACUUGUUUGCUGUAUCUAUUUGUCUGUGAGCAUUUUUAGACACCUACCCCUUACACAAUUUUCCUUAGCAACCAUUGUUUAUUCAUCGUUUCUAAGGCUAUAACAUGAUUGUAAUUAAUAAUGUAAAAGUAAAAAAUGGGAAAUAAUGAAAGGCUAAGUAAAUCUGAACAGGAAGAAGUUACAAUAAGGAAGGUAACUAUAAAAAUUUUUACAAAUAGUUCCAAAAUAUAAACAUGUUGGAUAUUUUUUCUAAAAAUUUUGUUAGGUUGUCAGUGCUGGUCUUAUUGUGCUUUUAUUUUUGUUGUGAGUAUUACUAUUUUGCUAAUUAUUGAAAGCCUGAACUGUUUAUUUCAAAAUGGGAAAUAAAAAAAAAAAAAGGCCAAAAGAACAUUAAAAAGACAAUUUCGUGGCAAUCAACACACUUGUCCUACCACAGCUAUUAAGUGUAGCAAGCAAAAUUAGAGAGCUCCCUAAUACCAAAAGUGAGACACCUGUAACUCCUGGUCCUUCUGCCAAGAAAAUUAAAAUGCAAAGUAAUAUUCUACCAGAAGAAAGGAACUUAAACAAUAGUAAUUCAUUUAUUUUAAUGGACACUAGUAUUCUUUUUACUUUUCUAUCUGCUACUGUUGCAUGUGAUGUGUGCUCCCAGUUCACCUUAUCUGUAGAGCUCGAUGACGAAAGACGAAGUGGUUUCGCCCAUGAAAUAAUAUUAAGAAGCAGUAAUUGCAAUGAAUGGGAGACAAGAUUCAAAACAAGUAGAAAGGAUUCUGGCCACAAAGAAGUCAAUUUAAGAAUGGUAUCAUUUGCUAGAGCCAUUGGAAGAGGAUAUAAUGCACUUGAUAUUUUUACAUUAUAUCUCAACAGCCCUCCGCCAAUGACCAGAAAUAACUAUAAAAAAAAUCUUUGCAAUAGUUGCUGAAGCUAGUAAAAAGGUAGCCAUGGAAAGUAUGAAGAAAACUGUAACAGAGUUAAGCGAGGUAUGAGACGUUUCUGUUGAUGUGACAUGGCAGGGCAGAGGUCAUUCUAGCCAUCGUGGAGUGGUAACGGCUAUUUCCGUUGAAAACGGAAAGUGUAUUGAUACAGAAAUUCUUUCCAAUAUUCGUAAGGCAUGUCAGCAUUGGGAAAAAAGAAAGGGAACAGUUGAAUAUGAGUCCUGGAGGUUACAACACAAUUGUAAAAUUAAUCAUGCAGGUAGUGCUGGAGCGAUGGAAGCUGCAGGUGCAGUCAACAUUUUUAUGCACUCUGUUGAAACCAGAAAUAUUCGCUACACUCAAUAUUUAGGUGAUGGAGAUUCUUCUUCAUACAAAAAAGUGGUCGAUUCUAAGCCAUAUGGAGAGAAGCCUAUAGAAAAACUGGAAUGCAUAGGCCACGUCCAGAAAAGAUGCGGGACAAGACUGAGGCGGCUAGUAAAUGAAAAUAAAGGACAAAAGCUUGACGAUGGCAAGGGCAUUAGUGGUAGGGCAGAUUAACCAGCAAAAAAAUAGACACGCUCCAAAAUUACUUUGGAUUUGCUAUCCGUCAGAAAAGUGGUAAUUUCGCUCAUAUGUAAGCAGACGUCAAAGCUGUCCUUUUUCAUGUUGGAUCAUCUGAAAAAAUGCGAAGAAGACAUGAUUACUGCCCUGACAACUCCUUGGUGCAAAUACAAACUUGACCCAAACUCUUACAAGCAUAAAAAUGGUCUCCCUGAAGCUGUAAUAGCAUUUUUGGAACCUGUUUUUGAAGAUCUGGCAAAUGAGGAGCUGUUGCAAAAUGCACUCAUGGCAAGAAACAGAACAGAAAUGAAAAUUUGAACUAAUUGAUUUGGGAAAGAUGUCCUAAAGAGUUGUAUGUAGAGAAAGAAACUAUAGAAGAGGCAGUGUAUAGUGCUAUCUCUUAUUUCAAUGAUGGAUCUGUAUCAACCAUUAAAUUUUUGGAAUACCUAGGUAUAGAAACUGGAUACUACGCAUACAAAAAGUGUUUCGACCACAACAAAAAACGCAUUCUUUUUUCUGACAUCAAGUCAUCAGAAGCAGAAAAAACAUUAAGAGACAUAAAAAAAAGGUUUCCUGGAUACCACAGCAGCUUCAGAAGGGGAUAUGUACACACCAGGAGGGCAUUAAAAGUCAUUUGUCAUAAUUUGCUAGAGGUAUGACAUCAGGAGCUGAAUCAGCUUCUGCAUUGAAUGGUGGGCUGAGGGUAUUGAAAACUUGUUCCUAUUAAGUUCUUGACGUCUUAAAAUUUGCUUUCAAAGUCCUUUUUACUUGAAAGGUGUAGAAGCUGUUCGCCUCAACAUAAAAACAAAUGCAUGUCAAAAAAACAUUGCAACAAGUUGCGAAAUCUGUUUUAAAGCUCUGCAUUGCAAGAUGUUCAGGUAUUUCAACAGAUCUUCUCCCAAGACGGACAGUUCUCAUUUCUCAGUCCAAAAGUAUCUAUGAAAAUCUUGCACUGGAAGAAUGGCUUUAUGAGAAUGCAAAUUUAGCCGAAACUGAAUAUCUAUUGAUGUGGAGGAACCAUCCAGCUGUUGUAUUUGGUAGACAUCAGAAUCCAUGGCUUGAGGCAAACAUCCCCUUCACCAGAGAUCGAGAAAUCGAUACUGCUCGAAGAGCGAGUGGAGGUGGAACAGUAUACCAUGAUGAAGGGAACCUGAACCUGUCAUUUCUAAUGUCUCGACCACGUUACAAUAGACGCGCCAAUCUGGACCUUAUAGUGGAGGCCCUUGUCAGGAAAUGGGACAUAGACUUAGCAGUGAAUCAAAGGAAUGAUAUAAUGCUGGAGCGGUUCUACAAGGUAUCUGGCACUGCAGCGAGACUUGGGAGAUCUCAGAGCUUUCAUCACUGUACCUUGUUGAUGAGCGUGGAUCAAGGGAUGCUAUUGAAGAGUCUAGAUUCCCCUAUGUUAGGUGUUGAAAGUAAAGCCACCAAAAGUGUUCCUUCCUCUGUGAUGAAUUUAAAGGACAAGGUUCCAGAAUUGACCUUUGAACUUUUGUCAGAGGUCAUUGGUCAGCACUUCCUGAGCGGUUCCCACUCCCCACAUAAUGCUGACAAAUUUGAGUUUAUCCACCCUUUGGACAAUAUUAAAUAUCCAGGAGUUGACAAAAUCCUGGCACGACUUCUUUCCUGGCAAUGGAUCUACGGUAAGACACCAGCAUUCACAAUACACAGGAAGUUUGUCGGAGUAGCUUUUCAUGAGCUCUGCACCCUAGAGGUGGUCAUCAAAGCAGAACAAGGAAAACUCACGUCUCUGACUGUGGCGCUACAGAAUGACAUUGUGAAGAAUAAGUUAGACAGUUUUGUGCAGUCCACACUGUCUUUUUACACAAAUUAUUUCCUAAGGGAAGAAGUUUUACUUACGCCUCAAAGUAUUUCAGACAUGCAACAAAAAUACUCCAAAAUUGUUUCAGAGACAUUCUCUAACUCUCCAGAAGCCAUCCAAUUAGCAAAGUGGCUGUCUGAUAGUGUGACUUCUUGUUUUAAUUUUGUGUAGUUAAAGUGCAAAAUGUUAUGUUUAUGUAAACAGACAAACCAUUACCAACUGUGGAGCUUAAAGUUUUGAACACAGGAGAUUUCAAAUGAAGUUAAAUUCAUUUAACUCUCUAUUCAAUCAAAUACUUGCAAGGCUUGUUGCCCUCCAUGUAGCUCUCAGUGUGUUCUAGAACAGAACUUUUGUGGAGAUGAGUCAAAGGUCAAUAGAAUUUAUUAUAAUAUUAAUGAAUUGAAAUAUGUUUAAUGUAAAUAAUAAAAGACAAACAUACUCUC